Messenger RNA from Phlebotomus argentipes, 2980 nucleotides. RefSeq names its product potassium voltage-gated channel protein Shaw-like. Gene Ontology annotation, cellular component: axon; neuronal cell body membrane; dendrite membrane. Lineage: Eukaryota; Metazoa; Arthropoda; Insecta; Diptera; Psychodidae. Gene Ontology annotation, biological process: protein homooligomerization; potassium ion transmembrane transport. The record is from RefSeq and is a predicted model, not a curated record. The transcript is spliced from 9 exons. Gene Ontology annotation, molecular function: protein binding; delayed rectifier potassium channel activity. The coding region runs from base 342 to 2012 and encodes 556 amino acids.
CAUUUUCGGUUUGCGUGCGCUCUAGUGGGGUGAAAAAGGUCGAGCUUUAAGCUCAACCGCUGUGCGUCCCUCGCGGUACUGAAUCAAUUGAUAUCGUCAUCGUCAGUCGUUUGCUUCCACUUCCGCUCCGUGAGCUUUCGCCAGUUAGCGCGGAGCUCAAGUGCAUCACAGGACAAAGGGAUAAAAAAACUAUUGCUCUCUUGGUUGAGGAAUUUCUGUGUGUGCUCCGGAAAGACUCAGCAUAAUUUGAGUGAGUGUGUGUGAAUUCUUUCUGGUGGAUCGACUGACGGCGCCACUCACAUGUGAGAUGAUUGCAUGACAAGAGAGGCGCCUGGAAAGACAUGGAUGGUGAAAAUCGCAUAAUUCUCAAUGUGGGUGGUAUCAGAUACGAAACGUACAAAGCCACACUGAAGAAAAUCCCAGCAACGAGACUCUCCAGAUUGACAGAAGCUCUCGCAAAUUAUGAUCCCGUCCUCAACGAGUACUUUUUCGACCGGCAUCCGGGAGUUUUUGCACAGAUUCUCAAUUACUACAGAACUGGAAAGCUUCAUUACCCGACUGAUGUGUGCGGACCACUUUUCGAGGAGGAGCUGGAGUUCUGGGGCCUCGACUCCAAUCAGGUGGAGCCGUGCUGCUGGUCCACGUACAGCAUCCACCGCGACACGCAGACUACUCUGGCGAUUAUCGAUAAGCUGGACUUAGACAACGAAAAGCCGUCUGAAGAGCAAAUAGCCAGACUGUUCGGUUUCGAGGAGGCCCUGGCUCGAGGCGAGCUCAACUGCUGGCAGAAGCUGAAGCCCAAAAUUUGGGCAAUGUUUGACGAGCCGUCGAGCUCGAUGGGCGCCAAAGUAAAGGCUAGCAAUGUUGUGGCGUGCAUUUCGGUGUUUUUCAUCUGUACAUCCGUCAUUGUGUUCUGCUUGAAAACACAUCCGGGCUUUAGAGUGGAGCUACUUCCUGUGGACUUCAUUGUGGCCAACAGCAGUAGUGAAUUGACCAACACAACAGUGGCAUAUCAAGAGGAGACAACGACUGCAUCGACAAUGAGACCAUCUCAGACCACCUUCGCAACAACGAAUUACUCCGGCCGAUGGAAGAGGCCCAGCAUGGUGAAGGACGGUUGGCAGGACACUUACGGCCAGCCUCAUUUGGCAUUCUUCUAUGUGGAGCUCAUGUGCAAUCUGUGGUUCAUCAUUGAGCUGGCGGUGCGUUUUGUGGUUGCGCCCAAUCUCUUCCAAUUCGUCAAAUCCCCAGUGAAUAUCAUCGAUCUGGCCGCCACUUUGAGCUUCUACACGGACGUGGCGCAGCAGAUGGGCGAACAACCGGGCCUGCUGGAGGCCUUCUCCAUCAUCCGGAUUCUGAGACUGUUCAAGCUAACGCGCCACUCGCCCGGCCUCCGCAUCCUCAUUCACACCUUCAAGGCGUCCGCCAAGGAGCUCACCCUCCUCGUCUUCUUCCUCGUUCUCGGCAUCGUGGUCUUCGCCAGUCUCGUCUAUUAUGCUGAAAAGUUGCAAGAUAAUCCGGAUAAUCAAUUCAAAAGCAUUCCUCUCGGUCUGUGGUGGGCCAUAGUGACCAUGACGACAGUGGGAUACGGCGAUAUUGUCCCCAAGACGUACGUGGGGAUGUUUGUAGGCGCUCUUUGUGCAUUGGCCGGUGUCUUGACGAUUGCUCUUCCCGUUCCGGUCAUCGUCAGCAAUUUUUCCAUGUUCUACUCACACACUCAGGCACGAUCCAAAUUGCCGAGGCAACGUCAGCGUGUCAUUCCUGUGGAACAGCCGAGGCGAAAGAGGGACACCGAGGUCUCAACAAUACGACACAAUGUCAACAGCAGCCUGAAGAAUAGUCAGCACCCGCCGAAUGCCCACCUAAACAAUUUCAAAGAUGCCUUUGGUACGGCAAAAAUUGCAGUAAUUUCACCCUCUGUCGAUAACAAAUCACGCCAGGUGACAAAGGAUGACUCCGCCCAGGAGACUGACAACCAUCGUGACACAAAAUACCGCCUUGAUUAUUUCUAAAGUUAAGAUGGAAUGCAUAGCCGUGAAUGACCCGAAGUAAUCCAGCCAAAUAGACGCUGAACCCUUUAUCGACUUUACCAAGCUCGUAUACUUUUGUGAUAAUAAAUUAUCUCUCUUGAAUUGUAGAACUUCCAUUGAUUGAGAAAAAUUUCUAUAUUUAAAUAAGGUGAAAAGUUACACAAUUUCUAGAUAGGUGAGUGAAUAAAUAUUCUUUCAAUCCCAAUUGUACAGAGCUUGUCUGCAACACUCUCAACGUUACGUCGCACCUUUUAAAGUUGUGGUUGAAGACAAUUUAAUGUAUAUUUAGCAAAUGAAUUGUUAAACUUACUAUACAGUCGAAGCUGAUUAUAUGAAGAAAAUUCAUUUGCAUAAUUAACUUCUCUGUCGCGUCGUUUUCGACUGCUUUCUAACUCUUUAGCUGGAGUUUGGUCAAUAUUUGUGAAUUUCUCGCCAUUGAGAGCAUCUUUUGAACCUAUUGAGCUUGACGAAUCCCAAUUGAUACAGAGCAUUCAGAGCGCUUGAAGUGUGUCUGAAAGCUUCCAUUUCAAUCGCAUAGCCUUUAUGCAAAUACGUUGAUUUAUCUUUCAUCCUCUCAACUUUUCCACAUUUCAGUGAUAUUUCAACUCAUAUUGAGACCAUUGAGACCAAAGUUUGUGAAAUAUUGUCCACCGCAAGCUCGAGAGUGUUGAUGACAAACUUUUAUUGAAUAUACAUAUUUCUUAUUGUAAGGAAAAAAAAAAGAAUGCGAAAGUCUUAUAAUAACGUAGUGAAAUUGUAAAAAGAAUCUCUUCCACAAAGUAUUGGCCCUUCUAUUUUGUUAUUCACCCUCAAUUUGUAAUUUAAUAUAAUAUUAUGUAUGUGUAAAAUUACAUGAAUACUUGUCCAAACUGUGAUUCAUCUAGAAAACAAAAAGAGAUUAAACCUCCUCAAGAGAAAGAGAGAGAAAAUAUAGUAAGAAAUAAUGUAUA